This is a messenger RNA of Paraglomus occultum, 393 nucleotides long. NCBI's taxonomy places the organism in Eukaryota, Fungi, Glomeromycota, Glomeromycetes, Paraglomerales, Paraglomeraceae. The record is from the annotation of a GenBank genome assembly.
AUGUCAGAAAGCACAGCAGACUAUUAUACAUUCCCGUAUAAAAUACAAAAAGUAUGCGUUAUAGGUGCUGACGUUGCUGACUUGGUAAUAGCUAAAGUCCUGAUGUAUAUUGGGUUGAACGUAACUGUUUACGAGAGAGGAUCAUGUAACAGGGUAUACUCUGAGGAUACUGGACCAGUGCCCUUAUUUCCGAGCACAGAUCCGAUCCUCCUGAGGAGAUACCAGACACCGAAUCAUCUUGUUCUUCCCACCUUUCCUAAUAUCCGUAAUGUAUCUCCUAUCUAUGUCAGCCUCCACACUAAUAUACCAACGCCAAUAAUGACAUAUUUCAAUACGCCAUAUCCACCGAAUACACCUCUAUUCCCUAAUCGCAAGUCGUACUAUUGUACCUGA